GACGAUGUGAAAAUAAUAGACAAGGUUAAGUGGUUGGUCAAUUAGUUAAUUAAUUGAAAUGAUGUUCGAUAAUUGUCUCCCCACCGUCAAUCAUACACUAUACAAAUUCAUGUAUCAAAUUGUCCACCAUUAGUCAAAAAAAAAAUAGCUACAGAAGUUCUCUCACAGUCUGUGACUCAGAACUCAGAACAGAAGCAGUUUUCCGCGUAUUAACGGAUCAUGAGGAGAUUUUGAUGCGACACUGUAAAUUUUAGGAAUGAAAUGUAAUAAAUGCACGGAGGUGGCCAGUAUUUGAUUAAUUUGUAAUGAAAAUUUCAUUAUGAAAUGACCCUCUUCCUCUGAUUCUAUCGUCAUCACCGAUAUGGAGGCAGAAUAUUACAACGAAAUGUUCACACCGACCAAAAGAAUCCCAAGCACUGUUCACAAUACCGGGAGUCACGUCGACUUUGAUGGUCGACAUCAGCAAAACAACAGUAGUAGCCAACCGUUGAUGAGCAACCCAACAAUAACAAUAGACGAAUCUGACGAUGAUGAGGAUGACCAUCUACGUCAGUAUGAACGAUAUAGCGAUGAAUAUUAUGUUUCUCAGCAACCGACGACAUCCUCCAUGAAUCGACACCGUGGAAGAGAUGUGCACAACAAGUGUUGCAAUAACAGAAUGUGGUGUGUCAAGGACAUUUGUGGUAUAAUAUGCGCUGUUUUGACGUGGUUGUUGAUACUGUAUGCUGAGUUUGUCGUGAUGCGAAUAAUUAUUCUGCCUAGUCCGUAUCCCCUCUAUAGAAAUAUUAACGGUCUUAUCUGGCAAGCUUUGGCCUCCCUUGCCUUAAUUUCACACGCAAGAACAAUGUUCACUGACCCGGGGGCUGUACCAAAAGGGAACGCUACGAAGGAAAUGAUCCAACAAAUGGGAUUUCGACAAGGUCAAGUUAUUUACAAGUGUCAAAAAUGUUGUAGUAUAAAGCCAGAAAGAGCACAUCACUGCUCUGUAUGUCAAAGGUGCAUACGAAAAAUGGAUCAUCACUGUCCAUGGGUUAAUAAUUGUGUGGGAGAAAACAAUCAAAAGUUCUUUGUUUUGUUUACGAUUUACAUCGCUUUGAUCUCAAUCCAUGCUCUGUUCCUGGCAAUCAAUCAUUUCAUCAUUUGCAUUCAACACGACUGGAAAGAAUGCUCUACAUACACUCCCCCAGCCACAGUGGUCUUUCUUAUAUUCCUCAUUUUCGAAUCGUUACUCUUUGCAAUUUUUACUGCAGUUAUGCUAGGCACACAAUUACAAGCUAUUUGGAAUGAUGAAACGGGUAUUGAACAAUUGAAAAAAGAACAAGCCCGAUGGGAAAAGAAAUCAAAGUGGAAAAGUCUUCAAGCCGUGUUCGGAAGAUUUUCAAUUGGUUGGAUGAGUCCAUUUACAAGGCCGCCUUUAUCCACCAGUCGACAAGAGUAUUGCUACAUGCCAGUAUAAUCAUCAUGAUAAGUUUAAUCAACCACUCAUCCUCAACAAGUAUUCUUUAAAAUUGACUGUAUUAUCCUCUUUAAUAGUCUACAAUAGCUAAGCUUUAAUAACUGAUCUACUUAAUUCAUUAUUACUACAAGAAAGUUUAAGACUACUAUAUGUUAUUCGCAUUUCGCUUUCAAAUUUGAUAUUACAUGUACAAAAACCUGUGUCAAGUUCGCAUUUAUUAUUCUCCUUGUUGAAUUGUUAAAAAAUUGUUACAAAUAUACACUUUCACUCUUGAUAUUGAAACCACAUACAUUUGAAUGUCCA
Messenger RNA from Folsomia candida, 1759 nucleotides. RefSeq names its product palmitoyltransferase ZDHHC3. Gene Ontology annotation, biological process: peptidyl-L-cysteine S-palmitoylation; protein targeting to membrane. Lineage: Eukaryota; Metazoa; Arthropoda; Collembola; Entomobryomorpha; Isotomidae. Bases 362 to 1456 code for a protein of 364 amino acids. Gene Ontology annotation, cellular component: endoplasmic reticulum; Golgi apparatus. Gene Ontology annotation, molecular function: protein-cysteine S-palmitoyltransferase activity. The transcript is spliced from 12 exons. The record is from RefSeq and is a predicted model, not a curated record.